CCGUGCUGCCCCGGGUCACUCCUUCUUUUUACCCGGCCCCGCAGCAGAGAUGCCCAGCUCGCUCUUCGCAGACAGCAGCGUCCAGGGGGACGCACUGGACGAGCAGAGAGCCCUGCAGAUCGCCCUGGACCAGCUGUCCUUGCUCGGCUUGGACAACGACGAGAACGCGCUGUACGACAACCAGGAGCCCCGGAAAAAGAGCGUCAACAUGACCGAAUGCGUCCCGGUGCCCAGCUCCGAGCAUGUGGCUGAGAUCGUUGGCAGACAGGGUUGCAAGAUCAAAGCACUGCGAGCGAAGACCAACACCUACAUCAAGACCCCGGUUCGAGGCGAGGAGCCUGUUUUCGUGGUGACGGGCAGGCGGGAGGACGUGGCCAUGGCCAGGAGGGAGAUCAUCUCCGCCGCCGAGCACUUCUCCAUGAUCCGAGCCUCCAGGAACAAAAACACCAGCCCGAACGGGACCGCCACCCCUGCACCCGGACCCCCUAACCUGCCGGGACAGACCACCAUCCAGGUGCGGGUGCCUUACCGUGUGGUGGGGCUGGUUGUAGGCCCCAAGGGUGCCACCAUCAAGCGCAUCCAGCAGCAGACCCACACCUACAUCGUGACACCCAGCAGAGACAAGGAGCCGGUGUUCGAGGUGACGGGGAUGCCGGAGAAUGUGGACCGAGCGCGCGAAGAGAUCGAAGCCCACAUCGCCAUGAGGACGGGGGGUCUUAUUGAGCUUCAGGAUGAAAAUGACUUCCAUGCCAACGGGACUGAUGUUGGUUUUGAUCUGCACGGACACGCCACCCUGUGGUCUAAGCCCAGCGCCGGGAUGACCCCAUCCUCGGUGCGUAAACCCUUCUCCAACUACCGCAACGACUCGUCCUCCUCCCUUGGCAGCGCCUCCACAGAUUCCUACUUUGGUAACAGCAGCUCACGUAUGGCCGACUACAGCCCCCCCAGCCCCGCACUCAGCUACACCACCACCACCACCAACAACAACGGCAACAACAAUAACAACAACAUCAAUGUCAACACCAACGGCAACGGGUUCGUUUACGGAAAUGACGUGAUCUCGCCUGACAGCACUGAUCUCACCUUUGACUCCUCGCCAGGGUUCGACACAACGUCUCCGCCUCCGGGCCUCCUGUGGUCCCAGUACGAUAGUGGCAUGACCCCCUCCUCCACCGGAGGAAGCUCCCCCACCUCCACCUCUGCCAUAUUCCCCACCAACACCCCCAACAAUGCCAAUGGAGUAGUGGUGAGUCAGAGAAGGGUUAAUGGUUGCACCCCGCAGCCCAGACUGUCGCCUCCCCUUCACCGCCACCCCGGAGGCCCCGGUGAGCACCCGUUAGCUCGGAGGGUGCGCAGUGACCCAGGCGGCGGCCCCCUCAGUUUCCCUGCUUAUUCCAGCGCCAUGGCCUCCCUGCCGGGCCCUCACCUCCCCGGGGUUCCGUGCGACUCGUCCGCCUCGUCGACGUCGUCGUCCUCCUCCUCCUCCACCUCCUCUGGCACCAGCCGGAAAGGCAGCCGCGACUGUUCGGUGUGCUUCGAGAGUGAGGUCAUCGCGGCCCUGGUCCCCUGCGGGCACAACCUCUUCUGUAUGGAAUGUGCUAAUCGUAUCUGUGAGAGGAGCGAACCCCAAUGCCCUGUCUGCCACACCGGCGUCACUCAGGCUAUACGUAUAUUUUCAUAAUAACUCUUUGAUGACAGCAACAAAAGACUCCUCAUACUGCUUUAAUGGGAUCAGCCAAUUACCAGUUUGGAAAGUGUACAUAGUUAUACAUGUGUAUGUAAGAGGCUGCAGUAUCCAGAAGAAGGGACAGACACAGACCCUCUUGGGCUCCGUCAUGGUUGUGAAUAAUAUACUGUAGCUUUGGGAAAUAUUUUCAACAUCUAAGUGCAUGUUUUAAAUAUUACAGCAUAGUAAUCAAUAGCUCUAGUAAAUAGUACCCUGUAUUUAUGAAUUGAGGAGGCACAGUGGGGUCAGGACGGAGGGACGAGGGUCAGACUGUUAGCUGGACGAGCCCUCCAGUUUUGCCGAUCGAAUGUAUUGAGAGGAGAGGCCAUGGCUGGGAAACAUGGAGGGCCUCCAGCCAAACAGGACCACUGACCUACAAAGAUACUGCAGCUCCAGGUCAGAAACCACGCGGGGAAGAGCAACAUAUCCUACAUAUAUAUGUAUAAAACCAUUUCCACAAGUUGAACGUUUUAAAUGACAUUAAUACAGGAUGAAGUAUUUUAUUCUUUUUUGACUUGAAAGAUUAUAUUUCUUAUGGCAAAGAUGUUUACAGAUAUUUUUUAUUUAAGUUCAGUGAACUUUUUGUAGCUGGGUUGAAAUAUUGUUUAUUUUUAGUAUGGCCUUAUGGCAUGGAUCACUGUAUAAUUUUAAUAUCACAUGGCUGUGGGAACAAAUCCCUGUCCAAAAAAAUGUGUAUUGCAUCUGACAGUAUUCUGUUGGGAAGGAGUUUUUAUAGGUUUAGCAAAAAAUGUCUUUUAAAUCUGCUUCACCCAGCAUAUUUUUUAUUCAGUAAUAUAAAGCAUAUUUUAUUCUAUAUUAUUAUGAAACAUUGAAAUGUACAAAACUUAGUAAGUUGAACACAAAGAAACCGUUUAUGCUUUCUAAAAUUUGUAUGAAUUAGAUUCCAGUGGGAAUUACAGGCUUCUGUUGCACCACUAUAGUUUUAGUAUUUCUAUUUUAAUACAUUUGUUUACCACUUGUUUAUGUAUAUGUAGGUGAAGUUACUUGAGCGUAAAUGUACUUUAUUGAGCAAAAUUUAAGAACAAAGUAUAUUUUAUUUUAUGAUAAAGGGCCUUUAACCUCAUGGUCAAAUACGAAUAUUAUAUUUGCUGA
Messenger RNA from Anoplopoma fimbria (sablefish), 2839 nucleotides. It is a transcript of the gene mex3b, whose product is annotated as mex-3 RNA binding family member B. The transcript is spliced from 2 exons. Gene Ontology annotation, molecular function: RNA binding. NCBI's taxonomy places the organism in Eukaryota, Metazoa, Chordata, Actinopteri, Perciformes, Anoplopomatidae. The coding region runs from base 50 to 1681 and encodes 543 amino acids. The record is from RefSeq and is a predicted model, not a curated record.